This is a messenger RNA of Vicugna pacos (alpaca), 8054 nucleotides long. It is a transcript of the gene SACK1F, whose product is annotated as family with sequence similarity 83 member F. The record is from RefSeq and is a predicted model, not a curated record. Gene Ontology annotation, molecular function: protein kinase binding. Lineage: Eukaryota; Metazoa; Chordata; Mammalia; Artiodactyla; Camelidae. Gene Ontology annotation, biological process: signal transduction.
CCGCCCCUCGGCGGCUCCAGGUGCGGCGGUGGGACCGGGGCCGCGGCCGGGCCGGGGCCGGGGCGCCAUGGCCGAGUCCCAGCUGAGCUGCCUGGACGAGGCGCACGUGAACGAGAGGGUGACCGAGGCGCAGGCCGCCUUCUACUACUGCGAGCGGCGGCGGGCCGCGCUGGAGGCGCUGCUGGGCGGCGGCGAGCAGGCCUACCGCGAGCGGGUCAAGAAGGAGCGGCUGCGGGACUUCCUCUCCAGCCAGGAGCGCCAGGCCCUCCGCGCCGCCUGGAUUCCCUACGAGGACGUCGCCGCCGCCGCCGCCGCCGCCGCCCGGGGCAAGAGCAAGGCCAAAGCCAAGGCCCCGGCGCAGGCCCCGGCCGAGCCCGGAGAGUCCCUGGCCUACUGGCCCGACCGCUCCGACACCGAGGUGCCCCCCCUGGACUUGGGCUGGACCGACGCGGGAUACUACCGCGGCGUGAGCCGCGUCACCCUCUUCACUCACCCCCCCAAGGAGGAGAACGCGCCGCACCUCAAGCAGGUGGUCAGGCAGAUGAUCCAACAGGCCCAGAAGGUCAUAGCUGUGGUCAUGGACCUCUUCACUGAUGGCGAGAUCUUCCAAGACAUUGUGGAUGCUGCCUCUAAGCGCCGAGUCCCAGUGUACAUCAUCCUGGACGAGGCAGGCGUGAAGUACUUCCUGGAGAUGUGUCAGGACCUGGAGCUCGCUGACUUCCGUAUUCGGAACAUCCGUGUCCGCUCUGUGACAGGUGUUGGCUUCUACAUGCCCAUGGGGAAGAUCAAGGGGACCCUGUCAUCCAAAUUCCUAAUGGUGGAUGGUGAAAAAGUAGCCACUGGAUCCUACAGGUUCAGCUGGAGUUCCUCUCAUGUGGACAGGAACCUUCUCCUCCUCCUCACGGGGCAGAACGUGGAGCCCUUUGACUUGGAGUUCCGGGAGCUGUACGCCAUCUCCGAGGAGGUGGACUUGUACCAGCAGCUGGGCCUGGCGGGAGGCGCUGGCAGGCUCGGCCUCAACUACUCCUCCACCGUGGCCCGCAAGCUCAUCAACCCCAAGUACGCCCUGGUGGCAGGCAGCCGCCACCCGCCCGGGGAGAUGAUGCGCUGGGCCGCCCGGCAGCAGCGGGAAGCCGGCGGCUACCCGGAGGGGCAGGAGGAGGCCAGCAGGAAUGGCGAGUCCGCCCGGCGCCUGGAGAGCUUCCUGCAUGACCUGGUCACGCUGGAGCAGGUGCUGCCCCCUGUGGAGCCCAUUCCCACGGGAGAGCUGACUCGGAAGGAUGGCAGGGUGGUCUCCAACCUGGACCUGAAGCCCAAACCCCGAGAGACACUCGCCCAACACGGCAAGGGAGAAGCCAAUGGGGAGGCCACCCCUGCCAAGGAGGGCAGGCGGUUCAGCAGCAGGUUCUUCAGCCGACGAAUCAAGAGGCCUGCAGCGCCCAACGGCACAGCCAGCGCCCUCCCCCCCGAGACGUUGGCCGAGGUGGAAUUUAUGAGGGGGAAGAGGCCCAACGAGGGCUCCAGUGCUGACGUCUCAGGUAAAACAAGUCCCAGCCCUACCAAGGCCAGCAAUUGCGUGAUUUCCUGAGCCAAGGGCUAGCUGUCGGCAGGACCUGUGGGUGCCCCUGUUCCAUCCUGUGGAGAACACAGGUCAAAGCCCGCACCAGUUUGCACAUCGGACCCCUACUGGCCUUCUGCCCCAGCAGCCUCCAUUCUGGCCUCAGGGACCUUGAAUCCCAGAUGUGAGGGUCUGCAGCAUCCCAAGAUUGUCACAUGCCUCCACAAGACUGUCGUGGCUGGGCAGGGGUCACCCCUUGUUUACAUGAAGUGGAAGCUUGACCAGUGUCCUCUCUCCUUUAUGCCCAGCACCACCCCCUGCUGCAGGCCCCCAGACCGGGAGAGCCCAUGUCUUCAUACCUUAAUGUGAAAUGUGAUGGGUCUCCAGGGCAGCCCCCACCCCUGACUUCCCCUUCCCUGGGCUUCCUGGUGCUGCUGGUCCCCCAAGAGGUUUGGUGGAACAGAAGGAAGAGGACAGGGCUCUGAGCCAGGGUUCCAGUCUCGCUCUGUCCUCUGAACUCAAGGCAGAAGAUGCAGUGAGGACAGCCAGGGGACUGGCUGCUGUGGCCUUCCUGGCCUGUCCCUGCAGGCUUCUGCACUAGACUCUGGAUGGAGUGAGGGGAAGGCCUCGCCGCAGCCAGCGGCAGAAUUUGACCCGGCCGUGGUGAGAGCCCAGUACUGAGGUCUCCUUUCCCUCUCCCAGCACCGUCCUGGCAGGCUCUGCCCCAAGUGAACCAGGCCUUCUUGGCUGCUGCCUGCUGCAAGCCAGUGAUCUGGAGGUUCUUCUAGUGCCUUUACCUGACGUGGCUCCCUACCUCUAGUGCCUUGAUUUGCAGCCCAAAGCAGGGAGAGAGCGCCUGGCUGAUGUCCCAUGGUGUGGGAGGCUGGGCCCUGUCGCCAGAACCGUUUGCCCUUCCCCCACCCCAGAGAUGGCCCUCUGUCCCCUUUGCCAGCCAAGACUCAUGUGCCUUCUCUAGUUACAUUUCAGUCGAAGACCAGCUGUGACCUCCUACCAAAGUCAGACUGUAUUGAGGAGCCUCAGUUUCCUGAAAGGGCCUGGCCUAACUGACACAAAGACAGCCUAACCGUGCACACUGUUCCUUCCCUUGUGUGACAGGAACGGGGGAUGGAUCUGCAGAGAGACUUCUCAAGUGGACAACAGAGAAACCGCCAAACUGCAGGCUCUGUGGCCAGCCCUGCCUCAGGCCAGGUGCUGGCGGAUCAGAGCCGCUGGGGAGCCCAGGGCUGGAGUGCCUGGGGGAGCACCCGGCUCAGCCUCUCUCAGCCUCCUACUCCAGAACCAAACUCUUGGUCCUCCUGUCUUUCCUUCUGCAAAACCCCGGGGCACCAGCAGCACCUUGAGGAGGGGCCCAGGUGUCUGCUGGCACCUGAUAUGGGAGGAGCAAAGGGAGUACUGAGCAUCCUCUGAGAUGAGCCCGGCCUCCCUGGUGGGGGAGAGGGGCAGGGAAAGGAAGGGUGCACCUGUCCUGGGGGGCGAGGGGCCCUGACCCACCUCCCUGAGCUUCUGUGAGGAUUUAACACUUCCUGGGAAGUGCUUCCUUGUGCACCAAGGCCUGGCGAUGUGGCCCUGCUUGUUCUGGUGGGGAGGAGUGGAAAACGAAGUUGGGGGUUACACCUCAGCUCAGUGCUGGGGGAGAGAGGUCACCCUUGGUGAGGAGAGUGGACCUGUGGGGACAAGGGAGGAGGCAGAGGAGGGGACCAGCUCCUCAGCAAUUCUGCCAAGGGCUGCUGAUGCCUCCCCUGUGAGAGAAGCAGGCUACUGAGGCCCUUUUGCGCCUCCUGAUCCAAAGCAGGCCCUGCUCCCCCAUCCCCUGCCCUGAUGGCCGGAGGAUCCAGACUGGAGAUUCCAAGUCACUGCAGCCUUGAGCCAGGCCGUCUUUCCAGCCCCAGGUUCUCCCUGAGCCAAUGUGGGGUUAUUCGCACUCUCUUCAUAGAAACAAAGCAGGUGGGAGAUCCUAUGAAGAGGAGGCUACACAGUGUCGUGGGACAACUGCCGGCCUGGGAGGCAGGGCACCUCCCCCCUCCACCAGGGGCUCUGCUCAUCUGCUCAUACCAGGUGACCUCUGACCCCCUCCAGCUCUAAGAUGCUUAGGAAGAGACAAUAAUCCAAUAAUCUUGGACUGAAGAUCUUGAAGUCCUAAAAUGCAGCUCCUAAUGUUUGCUUGUCUGCCCAAGCUCCAGCCCACUCCGUUCUGCCUCCUGACUUCUCAGUUUUUGGUCCGUGUGCCCUCUGUUCCAGCACUUGCUUGUACUUUGUGAAAUAUUCUCUCUCAUCAAAUCUCAAGGGGACAUCUGGCCUUCCCAGCUGGAUGGCAAGUUCAAGGGUGGAUCAUGCCCUUGGUCCCUCUGCAGCUGCUCCCACCGGGCUGGUAAUGUCAGAAGGGCUCCGGGAGGAACAGGAAUGAAAUAGUGCUCCAGGUGUGAGGCCUGGCUUCGCUUCCCACACCUCACCUGCACCGCCAAGCUGCCCACUUUCCGAGUCCGGCCCUUGUAGGUUGAAGGCCAACAACUGGCAUAGCUCCUUAGGAGGGUGACCUUGGAUGAGCAGAGGCACUUGAGGGCUGAGACCCUGGGGCUGCUGUCCCCCAGACCCUGCCCCACAAGAGCAGGAAGCACCAGACUCCGCGCAGAGCUGGGAGGCUUUCCCUUUAGAUUUGGCAAAAAUGUCCCAGCCUCCUUCAUUAGAGGUCCCUGGGGUGUGGUUAGCCCUAGGCCUGAUCCUUGAGACAGCCUCUGCUAACAGCACCACCCUGUGCCCGUAUGGAGCUGAGCAGAAAGGCUAGAUGGAAAAGGAAGCCUUCAGAUGUGGAAGAAAUUGGCUAGGGGCGGGGGGGGGGGCUUGCUGUGAUGCUUUUCUCUUUCUAACCUACUGAGCGCCUACUGUAUGCCAGUCACCGUGCUGGAUGCUUCAGUCAUCUGCAGGUUUCAAACUAAAAAGCUCAGGAAAAAGCCCUUUAUUUACAGAGUUAACCAAAAGUUUUCCUGUAUAUCUGGAGAUUGAGCCUCACAAAGUCAUGUGAUGAGCAGCUCAGGUCUUACUGCCCCAUUUUUCAGACGAGGGAGUACAUUGUUCUCCCCAAAUCCCACAGCACGUAAAAUGCAGAUCUGAGCCCGCUCCCCCAGCUCAGGGCUUCCUGUCUUCAGCGCCAGUGACACUUUGGACACAAAAUUCCCUGUUGGGGGACAGGCUGUCCUACACGUGGUAGGAUGUUUAGCGGCACCCCGGCCUCUAUCCACUAACUGCCAGCAGCACCCCUUCCGCUGAGACAACCAAAAAUGUCCCCAAAGUUGCCAAAUGUCUCUGGAGGUUAGAAUCUCCCUGGCUGAGAAAGACAGCUCUCUGCUUUAAGCCCUGAAGGCCUACAGGCUGCUUCUCCGAGGUGCUUUCAUGUGCAGACCUCCUGUAAAACAGACCUUUGAUGGAACACUUUGACCCAGAGAGGCUGGCUGGCUCAGCCAAGAUUUUGCUUCCUGUGACGGACACAACAGCGUCUUCCAUCUCAGUUCUAGUUCCCUUGUUGAGCUCCUCCCCGCCUUGCAGUCCCCAGAACAGGUGUGUGCACCUGCACACAGCUGUCUUACCCUACUCGGUGCCCUGCCACCUUUGCUCCCAAUCUGUUCCCCUUCCUUCAUUCUCAGUGACAUCCUGCACAGAGAGCAGCAUGGGACAAACCUGUGCCAGCCCAGCAGUGUCCUCACCUUAAAAGGCAGCCAGGCUGACAGCAGAGAGACUUCCACACUCCACAGUGCAGGUCAGGUGGGGACUGCUACCUAGAGUGUCACAACCAUGUUCUGAGUGAAGCCCCUAAGCAGCUAAUUCGCCCUGCCCUGCACUCUGGAUGUAGCCGAUCACCUGGCCAUGUGCCAGUCAUUCCUCCCUGCCUGGAGGCCCCAGCGGCUGUCACUGGCAUCGUCUGCACGGCUGUUUCAGCAGCUGGAGGUUUGGUGCAGAACAGGCACCCUGGGCCCAGCAAGCUGAGCCAGACCAGGGUUAAGAGGAUGUGCACCCUAGGAAAGGUUGAGAAGCAGCAGGUGCAGAUGUUCUCAGGGAGAGCCAUCACUGAAUCAGCCAGAAGGCUUUGAAAGGUUAGGCAGGUCUGAUCUCACUCCUCCCCUGCGAAGCUUCUGCCCUCCCAGCUACGAGCCAAGGGAGGCCCUGCUGCCCACUACCCGCUCCGGCAGCACCUGCAGCUGCCCUGCACCAGAGGUACCCAUUCUGCGUCUGGGGAACAGACACUGUCUUUCUGCCUCACUGUCGUAUCCACAGUAUCUGCUCCAUAAUGAUUUGUUAAAUGAUUGGACACUUGACAGCCAUUUGAUACAGCGAAUCAGACAGGUUAAUCGAUGUAGGUCAUGUCAGAUGCUCUGGAAUUGAUCGUGACCCUUUCAGUCUUGUUCCUGGCUUCUGAGAUGUGCAAAGGCAGGACAGGAUUCUACUCUCUUCUAUUUAAUGUUUUAAGGACUGCGUUUAUCAAAAGUCCUUCCUAAUCAAAUCCUUUCUUCUGAGAGGGCUUCUUUCACAUGUAUCCUUAGUGGACUGUCUCAUUUCCCAUUUGCCCCAGGCUGGGCAGGCCCAGGUCUCCAGGCCUCUCUGGCUUCUCAGGGAUGACCCUGUCUACAUGCUUCUUUUAAAGCCUAACACAAAAGCAGGGGGCAGGAGAUGGGCCUUGAGGUGAGGAAAUGUAUCCAAAGUCAUCCAACAAGGCAUAGGAAGGGCUAGAACCUGGUUAUCCGGACCCUCCUAGAACACUCAUGGCAUCAGGUAGUCUCUCCAAGUGACAGCCAUAUGGAGACAAGUUUUCAUCAGAAAAGUGGCUAGAAGUUAGGCAUUGUCUGCAGCCACUAAAAAGCAGCUCCAGGAACAGAUGUCCACAUCGCAGGAGACUAGCUAGGACCUGGUACGGAAGCCAGCAAGUGUGCAGGGAGCCUGGAGGAGGAAGGGAGGAAAGCAAGAACAGGCAGCGUGCCCGCAGAAUCCACGGUCCUCAGGGCUCCAGCAAGGAAAAGGCUCACCCACCCUGUGCUAAGAACCAAGAACCGUGCCUGGUGGGUCUCACUUCCUGAGUGCAGCUUGGACUCCCAGGUUAGUCUCCUGGAGGGUCUUGGAAGGUGGGAGAUGGAACAGAGAAAGGCACUUCACUGCAGUACUUGGAAGGCUUUAUUGAUUUGUUUAUUCAAUCAAUAUUUACUGUGCUGUAGGCAUAGUAAUGAACAGUGAGCGAGGAAGGCCCUCACGGAUUUAGGGCAGCGUCGGGGCAUCCUGCUUGCUGCAGUCCGAGCUGAGGCUUAGGGGAGAGAGAGGACAGUCUGCAGAACGAGCAGGCUCAUGAUGAAUUCCCCACUCCGCCUCAUAUUAACUGAGUGACCCAGCAAACUGCUCCACAUCCAGCAAAGUAAAAUGGGGGUAAUCUUGGUACUGCUCUCCAGAAGCCGAAGGGAGUGAGGCCUUCAGCACAGUGGCUGACAUGGAGGAGGGGCCCUGUAACCCGCAGGGCCUCUGGCAGCGUUACACUGGGGUUCAUCACUUCCCUCCUGGGACAUUCUCUCCUGGAUUCUGUCCCCUGCGCCCUCCCUGAAUAAUUACCCCUAUCACAUUGAGUAGCUGGCACUCAGAGCUAAAUGCUCAGCCACCUAGAAGAAGUUUCAAGGCACAGGUUUUGAGGAAAGAGAAAACAAUAACAGGCGGGGAAAAGUUCCCUAUGCUGCUUGGGAGCAGCUCUGCUCAGCAGGGCCCGAGUCCCCUGGUGCGUGCCCACAUCCACCCUCACUCCCGCUCCACCUCAGCUCUGUGGGUUUGCUCCUUGUGACCACAGACGAGGGCCACUGUCUUACCUACUUGUGCAGAAGUCCCACAACUUUUCUUGAUUGAUAGUUCUGGGUAAAACAAUUUUCCUUUGUCUGGAGAUUCCUUCAUAUAUAACACAAAUUAAACCCAAAUCAAUGAAACAGCAUGUCAGAAAAGCCUGCCGACCUGUGCCAAGCCACCGGUCUUCCGGAGCCAGUCCUGAACCCUCCGUGUGGCUCCAGACCCUGCCCGGCUUUCUUCCAGCCUUUCACGCUCACUCGCGGGCCGGGACUUGGGCCGGCGUCUUCCCGGCAGCCCCGGAGGGGCGGUGAGUCCUCCAGCAGCGCGCGGGGCUGAGAGCACGGCGGGGAGAGGCUGCCACCUUGCGGCCGCUCGCAGCGCCUCUCUUUCCUCCUCAGGGUAAGCGUGAGAAGGCAGAGGCCAGGGGUCGGCAAACUUUCACAAAUGGCCAGAUCAUAAGUAUUCUAGGCUUUGGGGACAUGCGGUGUCUGUCGCGACCGCUGCUGCUGCAGCACUACAGCAAUCUACAGGCAGUAUGUGAGCGAGUGGGCGUGGCUGUUCCAAUGAAACUUUAUGGACACUGAAAUUUGAAUUUCAUAUCAUUUUCCUAUGUCACAAAAUGUUACCUUUUAAUUUUCCCACCUAUUAAAAAGUGUAAAAAUUAUUUUUA